AUGGCGACUACGUCGACGACGCCGACAGCAACAGCACCCGCACCGCCGCCGCCAGUCCUAUCGAUAGCCACACCCCAUACAAGCAUCACGGCGCUGGAGGACCUCAAGGCAUGGAUGAACACAUGCAUAUCGUCUGUCCUGGAUAUCUCGGAAGGUAUCCAUGAGAUUGCCGACUCUGACUUUCUGCACGAGCUCGACGUCAUGCUUCUCUUGCUGCAAGACGUCCUCACGGGCGACGACGACUUGUCCCGUGCCCAAGCGCUUGCCGUGGAUGCGUACGGCGAUGCGUCACGGGAGAUGGCGGCGUACUUGCAAUCCCUCCAUCAAUCGCACGUGGAAUCCUAA
Aphanomyces astaci is the source of this 345-nucleotide messenger RNA. RefSeq lists its product as hypothetical. NCBI's taxonomy places the organism in Eukaryota, Oomycota, Saprolegniomycetes, Saprolegniales, Verrucalvaceae. The transcript has a single exon. Bases 1 to 345 code for a protein of 114 amino acids. The record is from RefSeq and is a predicted model, not a curated record.